AUGGCGGCGGCUGCCGCGGGGAUGCCCGUGUUCCUGGAGGUGCGGACACAGCUGCGGAGCGCGCUGCUGAUCCUGGGGGAGCCUAAAGAAGGAGGUGGUACGCCCAUGGAUAUUUCUAUAACACCAUCAUCACUCCAGGUGAAGACCCCUGCAGACUGCACAGAGCUCCGGCUUCCAGCAGAGGUCAGGCUUGUACCUUCCUCUUGCCGAGGGCUGCAGUACGUGGCUGGAGAUGGGCUGCACCUGCGGCUGCAGGUGUGGGCAGAAUCCAAUGCCAAACUGAUUUCCAUGUUUAAUCAAAGCUCACAAACCCGAGAAUGCUGUACAUUUUAUUGCCAGUCCUGUGGUGAAGUCAUAAUAAGGGACAGGAAGCUUCUCAGGGUGCUCCCAUUGCCGAGUGAGAACUGGGGAGCUCUAGUUGGAGAAUGGUGUUGUCAUCCUGACCCCUUUGCUAAUAAGCCACUUCAUCCACAAGAGAGUGACUGUUUUAUUGGAGACUCUUUCUUCUUGGUGAAUUUAAGAAGUGAUUUAUGGCAGCCAAGACCUGAACUAGCCCCAGUGGAGACACACUGUCUUUCUUCUGAGAACCAUUUUAAAUUGAAACCAAAGGCAAAUACCAAAGUAAUUUGUAAGCGUUGCAAGGUAAUGUUGGGAGAGACCAUGUCAUCAGAAACCACCAAGUUUUAUAUGACAGAGAUAAUUAUUCAGCCAUCUGAAAGAAAUUUUCCCAUCAUACCAAGGUCCCAGUUUGUACAGAGUGUUAUCGCCCAGUGUCUGGUGGAACUCUCCUCUGCUAGAAGCACUUUUAGAUUCACUAUUCAAGGUCAUGACGGCAAAGUGUACAUCUUGCUAUGGCUUUUAAACUCAGACAGUUUGGUGAUUGAAUCUUUGGGAAGUUCCAGAGGUAUCACAAAAUUCCCUCUGUUGGAAGACAUCUUAAAGGCAGAUUCCAGUUCUGCCUGGAAUGCUGUCAAGGUCCUCUACCAGCCAUGUGUCAAAAGCAGGAAUGAAAAGCUUUCCAGUGCAUGGGAAAGUGACAUCAGCAUCCACACUCUAACCCUGCCCUCUGCAACCUGCUUAGAGCUGCUGCUGAUAUUAUCCAGGAACAACGCCACGCUACCUCCAUCGCUUCGCUAUAUGAAUUCCUUUCAGGGAAUGAGAUCAACACUGACUGAAAUUUGCUCAAGAUCACUUUCCUUCAGAGAAGCUUACCUGUCGAUUUCACCCCACACUUUGGAGCAACCAAGAACAAUUAUGCACUAUAGUUAUAAUAAAGUCUGGUCACCUCAAAGUCAAGGCCCACUGCCAAAAUGA
Puma concolor (puma) is the source of this 1314-nucleotide messenger RNA. RefSeq names its product ubiquitin protein ligase E3D (gene UBE3D). NCBI's taxonomy places the organism in Eukaryota, Metazoa, Chordata, Mammalia, Carnivora, Felidae. Gene Ontology annotation, cellular component: cytosol; ubiquitin ligase complex; nucleus. The record is from RefSeq and is a predicted model, not a curated record. Gene Ontology annotation, biological process: protein polyubiquitination; protein monoubiquitination; protein autoubiquitination. Gene Ontology annotation, molecular function: ubiquitin protein ligase activity; cyclin binding; ubiquitin conjugating enzyme binding.